AUGCAAAAGCCCGGCCUCUUCUCCAAACAAGAUGUGACCGCGCAAUGUGGAAAGGCUGGGCGGAGGCGGACAGCCGGGCCGGGAGGGGGUGUGUCCGCUACUCCCGGGUCGGGCGCGGAAAGGCGAGACCCCGAGUGGGUGGGGCCGGAUGUGCAGGCCCCGCCCGGCGCCAGGUUCCGGGCUCGGGUCACCGCAGCACGUCCAGGCCGCUGCGGGUGCUGCUGGGGCCGCCGGAUUCGAGAGCGGUGCCGGGCUCUUUCGGGCCCACGACGGCCCCGACCGUCCUCAGGAAACCGCUGCCCACCGAGGAAAGGCCGCAAAAACUGUUCCGCCCGGAAGGGAGAAGAGCUGCGGGGCGAAGCCAGGCCUAGCAGUGGGCAGCGGCCGGCUGCUGGCGUUCGGCCUCAUCCACUCGGCCGGCGGAGAGCGCGGGGGGCGCUGGGAACCGCAGACACGCAUGCGCCGCCUGCCACCGAGCGCCGCGGGGCCCGCGCGAGGCGUCCUCGCGGGCGAGGGGCUGGGGGAGGGGGGGCCGUGUGGUGGACUCUCGCGAGAGCGCGCGGCGACUCGUCGCUGAGGGACUCUAGGAUUGUAGAGGGGCGCGGAGGGUCCUCCCCGGGGCGGAGGGACACAGGGAUUCUAGGGAACCUGCCGUCGCGAGUCCCGCUUCAGGCGGCGAUUCCAGGCGGCGGCGGGGCCUCCCUGAGGCGGAGGAGUCGGCACUGGGUCCUGGCUGCCGGGGAAGGAGAGCACGGGAGCGGGGACUCGUGUGUCUGGCGGAGGGACACGGCGUUCCGGUGGAGGGAUCUUUUCCGUGUACCUGGUCCAGGGCUGCGGUCGGGGAUGGAGCGGGUACCCCGACCCUGCGGGACCUUCUUCCCCUGGCGGAGGUGCACGGCGCGGCGUGGUGCUUUUCUGGCGGAAGUAUCUGUGCGUGGCCCCAGGCCCUUCCCGGCGCGGUCUCAUCUGGGGCCACUUGUUGGCCCUGGCGUUGGGGAGGUUCAUGUGGUGGAUCCUGAUGAGAAGGGGGGUCACAGGGGUCUCGGGGCCAGGGUUCAGCCAGCCAGGCCCCAGCUUGCUCUCUUCUGGUGCUGCCCCGUCCCCGAAUUCAUAGACCCGGCUUUCCCUCUCUUGAGCACCUACUAUGUGCCAGGGUGCGCUUUGCGCAUGUAGCAGAGGCAACAGUGUCACCUGGGAAGCUGGUUUCCCCCAAAGGAACUCUUGUCUGUCCGUUGUUGCAGAGCCAGCGCAUGAGACCAAGUGGUGAUUCCAGUCUCACAGAAUGAGUUGGGAAGCAUCUGCUGCUUUUAUCUUCUGAAAGAGAUUGUAGAGAAUUGGUAACCUGGACCCCAAAAUGAGAACAGAAGAACCACUUCAUGUGACUUGAACCAGAUCUGAAAUCUGAAGUGAAGCCCAGAAGAGUGUAGCUGAAGACAAGUGAACCUACUUGACCUGCAAACGCACAUAUCAAAGGGCCCCCUGGCUACUAAGGAAGAUGAAUGAAGAAAGGGCCCAUACAUGGACACCUACUUCAUAGUAAAAUUUGAGGACAUGACGUAUAAAGAGGACAUUCUGAACACUUCAAGAGACAGCACCCUUAGCUAGGCAUGCAGACAGGAUCUCACUGUCACCCAGGCUGGAGUACAGUGGCUCAAUCUUGGCUCUCUGCAACCUCUGCUUCUCAGGCCCAAGCAAUUCUCCCACCUCAGCCUCUCAAGUAGCUAGGACCACAGGUGUAAGCCACCAUGCCCAGCUAAUUUUUUUGUAUUCUUUGUAUAGAUGGGGUUUCACCAUGUUGCCCAGGCUGGUCUCAAACUCCUGAGCUCAAAGUGACCCUCCCACUUCGACCUCCCAAAGUGCCCAGCUCCAUCUUAGGUUUUGCAGCAAUCACCCUGGGUACACAUAUGGAGAAUGGAAUGAAGAGGUAAGCACUGGAGGCAGAAAGACCAGUUAUGGAAUCACUUGUUGUCUCUGUAAGAAAUGAUGAAGUCCAGAACGAAUUUCCAGAACUGGUAGUGGGUAGGAAAUAAGAAGACAAAUUUGACAGCAAUUGGGAGUUGAAAUCAAGAAUUGGUGAGACAUUGAGGAUGACUAUAAAGUCUGGAAAUUAGGUGGAUGGUGAUGCUUUCUAUUCAAGAUCAGAACACAGGAGGUCAGUUAUUAAGGAUAUAAAAAUGAAAAACCAGUUGCCCUAGUUGCCUCUAGUGAUGAUACAGGAAAUUGUCUUGUUACCACGAUGGAAGCUAAUGUGAGUCUGCAUGCAGAGAAAAGCAGAGUGAACCGAACCUCAGAGAACUUGAGACAGAGCCCUGAUUUUACUAACCCAGGAUCCUACCUACCUCUGACCUAAUGAUUUAUGAAAUAAUAAGUGUCCUUAUUGUUUAAACA
Messenger RNA from Gorilla gorilla gorilla (western lowland gorilla), 2388 nucleotides. RefSeq lists its product as uncharacterized. The transcript has 7 exons. The coding region runs from base 1 to 1173 and encodes 390 amino acids. Lineage: Eukaryota; Metazoa; Chordata; Mammalia; Primates; Hominidae. The record is from RefSeq and is a predicted model, not a curated record.